AUGCGUUCUUCUCAGAGAAAAUACCGCUCACCAGCUGUCUCUAGGCUUCCUCCCAUCACACCAGGUACUUCGGGCUCGAAGACUCGCAAUGCAGCCCGAGCACCGAAUGGCGCCUCAACGACCCCAAGGAGCUCGUUACUACCCCCAGCAUCAUCAUCAGCAACUAGGCAGUUACGAACACCUUAUCAGACAACAGAGACUACAAAUGAGGCAGAGCAAUAUGAUUCUGGAGAGGAUGACUUGGGCCAUGUCAUUGCGGCCAUUGACAUGAAAGAUUACGGAACAGUGGGAUGCGCCUACUACUCUGCGGAAGAAGAGACACUGUACUUGCUUGGCGAUAGUCGCUCCGGGGGAAUGGAAGCAAUUGAUGCUUUGAUUCUUCAGAUCAAACCAACAAUCAUCCUGACAUCCUCACGAGUAGAGAUCCCUAGUGCACGGGGCCGAGAGCAGAGUUUAGCGCCUGACAAUGAAACCUCGUCUUAUCUACCAUACCAGGUAGACGUCCGCCCAGCGCAGGAAUUCAGCUUCUCCAAUGCCCAAAACAGUUUGGUUGCCCUGGACAUGUCUUCUUCUCACGAAGGACGCAUCCGUUUUUUCGUCCCUAGCAGUGGCCUUGCUGGUCCAGAGGAGAUCAAUCCUGAAGAAAUGGGGUUCUCACUCCAUGAGGGAAGACUUUUGCACGUAUCCAGCUCAGUCGAUAUGGAGAACCCGGUAUCGAUUGGUUGUGCUGGUGCUGUUCUAACCCACUUGCAAAGGCGUCGAGCCACAGCAACAAGCAUAGGGCCAUUGGACGACUGCCCGUUCAAAGUUCGAUCUAUGGAGAUGUUCAGUCUGCAGGAUUCAAUGUGGAUCAGUAGCAAUACAUUCCUGUCACUCCAGAUCAUACAAUCCGAGUCUCACCCAAACGUGUUCAACCAGGGCCCCGGCACAAAGUCAGCUUCGGGCAAAGAGGGUCUCUCGGUAUACGGCCUCUUCCACCGUUUUGCAUACACCCCUCAAGGCAAAGCGAAACUCAAACAGAUCUUCUUCCGUCCAAGUCUGGAUAUCGCCUCAAUCCGACAACGACAUGACUUUAUCGGUGUCUUCUCGCGGCCAGAUAAUAUGGCCGCUCUGGAUAAGAUCACGAAGGGCUUGAAACACAUCAAGAAUCUUCGGCCAGUCAUGAUCAAUUUGCGGAAAGGGAUUAGCACUGGGAGUGCGAAGAUGACUGGAUUCAAGGCUACAGUGUGGGCAAGCUUACUGGCAUUUGCAUUCUACUCGAUUGACAUCCAUGAUGCUCUACGGGAGGUCUCGGGUGCCAGCAUCUUGCCCUUACGGACGAAGGCUCUCCAAGCAUUUGAGGCGGCCCAGCUAUAUCGAGUCGGACGGAUGAUCCAAGAGAUAGUUGAUAUUGACAACUCGGAAGAGCAAGGUAGAACAGUCGUCAAACAGGGUCUUGAUCGUGAGCUUGACAGAAUGAAAGACCGAUACGACGGUUUGAACAGUCUUCUCAAACACGUCGCCAUCGACAUUGCCACAACAAUUCCCGAGCAGUUGGAUAUCGAUGUGAACGUGAUCUACUUCCCACAAUUGGGAUUCAAUAUCGCCGUUCCACUCAAUGACAAAGGUCAAGCAGCAUACCCCGGCUCCAGUGAAGACUGGGAGUUGGUAUUCAUCACAGAGACUCGAGCUUACUUCAAAGACUUUCGAAUGAGGGAACUUGACAACAAACUUGGGGAUAUCUAUGGGCUGAUAUGCGAGAAAGAGAUUGAGAUUGUGUACGAUAUGGCCCAGAGGAUUCUCCAGUAUGAGAAUGUGCUUGUGGAGGCGUCCGAUGUCUGCGGAGAACUAGACAGUCUCCUUGCUCUCACACAGGCAGCCAGUUUCUACAAGUUGAGUCGGCCACGGAUGGUAUCAGAGAAUGUUGUCAGAAUCAAAGAAGGCCGUCACAUACUGCAAGAGUUGACGGUAUCUGCCUACGUUCCAAACAAUGCUUUGCUCAUGGGCGGACCCGAAAUCUCGACAAGCACUUCAACUUCAUCGUCACCGGCGGCACUGGCUCCCAGAAUGCUAAUGCUGACCGGUCCAAACUACUCUGGCAAAAGUGUGUACAUGAAGCAGGUUGCCCUUAUUGUCUAUCUGGCGCAGAUCGGGAGCUUCGUUCCCGCAGAAAGCGCAGAGUUAGGAAUCACGGACAAGAUCUUGACAAAGAUCAAUACCCUGGAGAGUGUGUCAAAGAUACAAAGUACCUUCAUGAGUGAUCUGCAGCAAAUCUCUCUUUGCCUAAAACAAGUCACUGGCCGGAGCCUGGUCCUUAUUGAUGAAUUUGGGAAAGGAACGAAUGAGAGUGACGGCAUUGGUCUCGCGUGUGGAGUUCUCGAGCAUUUACUGAAUCUCGAAGAUCCUCCAAAGGUGAUUGCAGCCACACAUUUCCACGAGAUUUUUGAGAAUAAUUUUCUCCCGCUCAGACCUGGCCUCCAGCUCGGCCAUAUGGAGGUGAAGGUCUGCGAGGAAUCACAAGCGGUAGAAGAUCAAGUCACGUAUCUCUACAACUUUCGUCUUGGUCGAAGCAACAAGAGCUUUGGAACUAUUUGCGCUGCAAUCAACGGCAUUGAUGCAGCUAUCGUUGCCCGUGCAAACGAGAUUGCAUUACUAGCAGCCCGGGGUGAGAACCUGAUUGCUGCAUGCGCAGUCUUGUCCCCAGAGGAGACACAGGACCUCCAAGAAGCGAAUCUCCUAGCGAGGAAUUUCCUGCAACUCGACUUCACGAAAGAUGACGAUGUACAAGAUACGAAAGAAGUAUUUGAGGCAUUGUUUACGACACCAGUUUGA
Molecule: messenger RNA, 2811 nt
Organism: Penicillium daleae
Lineage: Eukaryota; Fungi; Ascomycota; Eurotiomycetes; Eurotiales; Aspergillaceae
Product: MutS family protein MSH5
Exons: 17
Coding region: 1-2811 (936 amino acids)
Biological process (GO): mismatch repair; chiasma assembly
Cellular component (GO): nucleus
Molecular function (GO): mismatched DNA binding; ATP-dependent DNA damage sensor activity; ATP binding
Source: RefSeq, a predicted model, not a curated record